This is a messenger RNA of Ostrea edulis (European flat oyster), 6718 nucleotides long. RefSeq lists its product as uncharacterized. Lineage: Eukaryota; Metazoa; Mollusca; Bivalvia; Ostreida; Ostreidae. Gene Ontology annotation, molecular function: protein binding. Bases 180 to 2291 code for a protein of 703 amino acids. Gene Ontology annotation, cellular component: Golgi apparatus. The record is from RefSeq and is a predicted model, not a curated record. The transcript is spliced from 11 exons.
UGGUUCUUGACUGGUGGUUUCAAUAUAAGGCUCGAGAAGAACAAUUUACACAGUAUUAUUUCGAUGGUUGAAUAAUAAAACAAAAUUUAUGUUAUGGAGUACAGUUCAGACUCAUACACAGUCGUGUACAUAUUCAAUACAAAGGUGAACUGUGUGAACUAAAUCAAUAUGGCUGAAUAAUGCAGAAUAAGUUGUCGGGGUUGUCACUGAUAUUCAAAUGGAGUCAAGUCAAGCCGUUGCCAGGGAAACUGUUGCCAAGGUCUCGUAGUCGACACUCCUCUUGUCUCCAUGACGACUGUGUGUAUUUGAUUGGAGGGAAGGAUGGGCGAGUUUCCUUGAAGGAUAUAUGGAGAUUUCAUUUAGGGACGGGAGAAUGGGAGAAAUUAGUGCUAAAGGGAGAGAAUCUGUCUUAUCUAGAGGGACACAGCCUAGUAUCCUACAAGAAGAAUCUCUUGCUGUUUGGAGGUUCUUUUGGGGACGAUGUGACAGACUCAGCUUUAUGGAUCAUCAAUCCUGAUGUCCUGCACGUGCGACAGGUCUCCUGUGAGCCCGGAUUUCCUCAGCCUUGCACUCGGCGUCAUCAUUCUGCCAUUGUAUAUGAGGGAGUAAUGUAUGUAUAUGGAGGACAUCUGGACCUCAAAGGAAGCAGCUCAGAAUUCUGGGCAUUCCAUAUAUCGGAAGAGGAAUGGGAAAUGAUAAAACCCCGUCAGAAUAAAUCGGACAUGCCUGAGGGUCGUCACGGCCACUCUGCAGUUCUUUAUGGGAGGGAUAUGUGGAUUUACGGAGGCCUGUCUGAUCUGACCCCUAAGUCUGACCUCUGGUACUACAAUUUCCAUGUUGGCAAAUGGACGCGAAUGAAGACUAGAUUUGGACCACCUGCUUUAGUAGGGCAUGCAGCAGCUGUGGUCAAAGACAACAUGAUUUUACAAGGAGGGGAACAAAAUGGAGAACUGGGAAACGACUUCUGGAUUUUUUCAUUUGGCUCUUUAAAAUGGACACACGUAGAAAUACCAAACCAAGUGCCCUCUCCGAGAAUGUGGCAUUCAUUGGAAUCAAUUACCAUAGCAACGAAAAAACCAGAGGGUUCGGUCAGGACCAGCUCAAUGCCCUACCUCCAAAACAAGCAGGGCCGGAGACAACACCUGCGGCCACGGUCAAGCCCUGCGUAUUCCUCCGCCAGAAACCGGGUCACGCCUAGGGUGGUUAACGGGCACUCAUCGUCAGAGUCUGCGAAUGUGUAUGUGUCUCCAAAGCAACAAGAUACUGUGGAGCUAAAGCCCAUCAAGUUCCAGGCAGAAUCGAUCCCAGUUGUCAUGAGGACACCGACUCCUCCGAAGAAGGAGGAGAAAUCUCCAUUACUUCUAGAGAGACACCUGUCACAGUGCAGUGACGGCAGUCAGACAAGCUUGAAGGGGACGGACAAUCUAGGGAUGGAUAUGACGGGUAGUUCGGAUGAUGUGGCGCUUCGCGACGUCACAGCAUGUCGAGAAUUCUCCGAAUCUUACGGAUAUCAUCAGAAACCUGUGGAGAGGGUGAAAUCUGUGAAGAUGCAGACAUUCAACCAUAAUGUCAUCAAUGUUUUGCCAUACCGACAGUUAGCUCAAGAGUUGGUGGUGGAAGAUUUGGAAAUUUAUGAAAAUUACUUCUCACAAUUAAGUGAAUCAAAUUUGGUGAAAUCCGAGUGUCACAGAAAUCGCUUUAUUGGCCCGAACAAAAAAUACAAAGUGAACAAAAUUGAAAUGAACAAUCUAUCAAGAAACAUGUCAUCAGGUGAUGAUGGGGAACAGGAGGGAACACUAGAUCGAUGUCGGUCAUCCUCCAUGGGGGAGUUAUCUAAAGCAAAUGUGAAAGUGUCGGAACAGCAAACAAAACUGCGCAGUUAUAGCCUUCACAAUCUAAAGAGAAACAGUCCCGUGUUGUGUUGGCAAAGCGAGAACGUUAGUGAUAAAGAUGACAGGGAUUAUGGAACAAACACAGACAUGGAGACCACUAGUUUCAGUGAGACCGUGAAGAAAGACACACCCCGGGAGAGCAGGACCAUGAAGAAGGACACGCCCCCCCGGGAGAGCAGGACUGUAAACCACACAAGGAUGCACCCGACAAAAAGGCCGAGAGAGAUGAGGGUGGAGAAUCAGGAUUUAACCCAGCCUUACCUUCUGCUGUUCGGUGGCAAGGACAUGAAGGGUGGCAGCGUACGACUAGAAUCCAUGACGGUGUGGCGAUGUGAGGUGUUUGUCAGACAUAGUGACAUAUCACACGGAGAAUUCCACAAGUCCAGUCUGAUUGUUUGAUAGGUCAGUACUGUGAACAUUCCUAUAGUGAACGAGAACAGCUUUCUUCACCAGAUUCCAAACAUAUUCUAACACCGUGCUGUGAACAUUCCUAUAGUGAACGAGAACAGCUUUCUUCAUCAGAUUCCAAACAUAUUCUAAUACCGUGCUGUGAACAUUCCUAUAGUGAACGAGAACAGCUUUCUUCAUCAGAUUCCAAACAUAUUCUAACACCGUGCUGUGAACAUUCCUAUAGUGAACGAGAACAGCUUUCUUCAUCAGAUUCGAACACCGUGCUGCGAGAAGACCACCUGCCGCUGUUUGUAUCGGCAUUCUUUUUUAUAACCGUGUAACUGUGUAUUAUAUCAUUCAUUCAUUUAUCAAGUAAAGUGAAGCUAAACAUAUAUAUAUCGCAUUAUGUACAAGAUAUGUAUAAAAUGUAUGUGUAGUUCAGGAAGCGGUAACCAUGAUGAUUCACAUAUUUUUAUUUAUUUCAUUAUUCAUGUAUCAUAUUUAUAACAAGGUUUGAAAAAUAAUCACACACAUUAAUACGACAGAGAAAUGUAGCAUUUUGAAGUUGAUUGAUCAAAUUGAUAUUAGAAUACACGUCUAAGUACGAACCUGUGUAUGAUUAUUUAUAUAAAAAAAAUCAAAGAUAAUAUAAAGGCAAACCAAAGCCUGUGAUAUAGUCCUUUAAUUCGUGAUAUUUUUGAAUGUUGACAUGUAUCACUUUAUGGGUAUUGUACAUGUGAUUGAUUUAAAGAUUUUUUUUUUUUGGUUCUUGCCAGUUAGAGUCGUGUCUUUUGAAGGACAAAAAUAUUUAUAGAAGAUUUAGAAUUCAGUAACAUUUACAAAUAUAACUUUUGACUGACGCUGUAUCUUUUUUUAAGUUACUACCUAGAUGAUAUGAUAUAUGCUAUAUAACUUUUGACUGAUGCUGUAUCUUUUUUUAAGUUACUACCUAGAUGAUAUGAUAUGCUCUAUAUAACUUUUGAUCCACACUGUAUCUUUUUUUUAGUUAACACCUAGAUGAUACGAUAUGCUCUAUAUAACUUUUGACCCACACUGUAUCUUUUUUUAGUUAAUACCUAGGUGAUAUGAUAUGUGCUAUAUGGAUGACUUGGUACAAAUUUUAUUGCAUAUCGCCAGUGCUUUUUGUGUCUCUCUUGAAAUCCACUCACUUAGCUCAGCACAGUCAUAGAGUUCAUCUUUCAUUUUAUGAGAUCAUUGUUCGUUAUCUUCACCUUCAUUUUUCAUAUGUUUGGAAUCAUCUGUUCUUAAGAAAACCUAGUUGUGGGUUUGUAGUUCUCUGGGGGGGGGGGGGGGGAAAUAUUGCGAAAAUGUUUUUCCAGAGAGCUACAGAUCUGCAAUGACCUAGAGGAAAUGAGCAAAUUACACAAAAUUGAAAAUUACAAACAUACGAACCAAACCCCUGUAGGAAAACUUCAUAAAAUUACAGAUGUACAAACCAAACCCCUGCAGCAAAACUUCUUAAAAUUACAAAUAUACAGACCAAAGCCCUGCAGGAAAACUUCAUAAGCUCGUUCACUGGUCCAGGUUAAGUAAUGAUGAACGAUAUUCUACGUUCUGUUUAUUAUGUGACAGAGAAGUUAUUGAGGCUAUAGUUACAUUGUAUUUUGACUCACUGUAAAGUUGUGUGUACUAUGGUGUAGAGACUGUAGCUCUACUGCUAUUUUUGUCAUUUUCAGCACGUUUUUGUUCACCGUUUUUGGUCGACAUGUUGAAUGUAUUUAACAGUAAAUUUAAACAUACUCUUUCCUAGCACUUAGACAGAUACUCUAAACCACUUUUUAUUUGCGUGCGAGAAAUUUUUACAAUGUUUGCAAGAAAACCAUCACGAAUAAUUCUCGCUGUGAACCAGUAAUUUAAUGUUUCUUGUAUUUGUUUAAGAUAAUCUCGGAAUAAUUCUCGCCGCGAACCAGUAAUUUAAUGUCUCUUGGAUUUGUUUAAGAUAAUCUCGGAAUAAUUCUCGCUGUGAACCAGUAAUUUAAUGUCUCUUGUAUUUGUGUAAGAUAAUCUCGGUUGCAGUACUAUUCGCCUUGAACCAGUUCAUCACUGGUCAAUCGCAAAAUAAAGUCGUCGUGAAUAAAUGUUGGAUUACAGUAUUAGUUGUAGGUUGAUAUGGAAAAUGAUACAGUGUGUGAUUUCUUAUAUUUAUGACGCUUUCAGUAAUAGCAUGCGAAAUAUACAGGAAAAAAAGGUUUAUUUGUUUUAUUCAUGAAGAUUGUAUUAUCAAUGGAAACACAAAACCUUGACAUUUCUAAUGAUUCAAAUGUGUACGACUAACUCGUAUUGACUAGUCACUACAUGACUAACUGGCCGAUAUUCAUACCACGCAAACAGAAUAUCUGUAUCUCAUUCCAAGUUUUGUAACAGAUUAUGACUAUACAAUGUUCUCUAUGCAUUUUUAUCACACAAAUACACAUGUACUUCACGUCUGUUCAAUCAUAUAUAUUUUGUCAAUCUGUCCCGGUAAAUUUUGAAGACAAUUUCUAUUAAUGUAUUUUUUUAAUCAUUUUAAAAAUUGCAAGACAAUUUUUCCAUUGAUGAAACACAUAUAUUUUCGUCAGAUAUUUUUAGUAAGAAGUGCUGGGGAUACCCUCAGUUCUUUUUAUGACAGGAACAUCGUCAGCGCUGUUGUACUCAGACCUACUAUGUUACUGGAUGAAGGCCACUGUGUAUUCAUUUCUCAAUAUAUAUAUAGUCAUAUAUUUACAUGUAUCAACCAAGUACGGUACGUUAGGUGCUAACAGUUGUAUAAACAGGGCAUUGUUGUUGGAAUGAUAUUAUUGCCUUGAAUACUUGGAUGAUAUAACAUAAUUAUUACAUGUAUGUGUACCAUCUAAGAUUUGUGUCAUUAUAUUUAUGGUAACCAUGAUAACAUGCGGAUGACUGGGCUGUGGUUUUCCAUGUCAAUGUUAUAUUUUGUGUGUGUAGAUUUCCAAUCAGCUGUUGUUGAAGGGACAUGGAAACGAUUUGAGCUGAGAAUUUGCAUUUUGAUUACUUAAUAGAAAAUAGCAUGUUUAAAACAAAUUGAGACGUGCCAAAUGCUAAAAACUGUUUAAUUGCGUCCAGAAUUAACUUGUAAAUUGAAAAAAUAUGCUCUAAACGAAACUUUACCAGUAAAUUUAACCCAUGUAAACAAAAACAUGGCACGAGCCUUGUUUACACAACAAAGAAUUGUGAGCUCUGUAUCUCCCCAUGUAUUUCGACAACUGACAUUAAAAUUUUUGCUAACCAUUAGAAAUACCUUAGUUAAGCAUUCUAUUAUGAGUAAACAUUAAAAAUGGAAAAAUAGAAUUUGAAAAUUGUCAGCUCAAGUCAUGUCCAUGCCCCUUUAAGUGUAUGUACUCUUCUUUAUUGACAGGAAAUGGAGGUUGAUCUUUUCUGUAUACAUAGCACAGUGUAAUUUUCUAAUUAAUAGAAUUCGCUAAUUACACAAUUAUAGCAGGUAAAACACAUGGUUAGAUGGGUGUUCUUGAGAUGUGAACUAAUUGUGGUUAUUUUGAUUUGCUCAUUGAAUGUGAUACCUGGAGUUCAUUCAUUAUAAAGUACAUCUGUGUAGAUUAAGAAAGCUCACUACGAAACACAUAUCAAAGCUAAUUCCCACCAUGUUUAUCUUCUUUUUUUUCUCUUGCUCAUCACCAUUACAAUUCAUCCAACAAAGAAAAUUGACUUUUUUCUUGAUAGCCAGUAGAUCUCCGGGAGUUUGUUUAAUUAUUUCACUUCUUCCGUAUUAACUUGUAGAAGAUAAAACAUUGAGUCAACUACUCUCCGUCCGUCGCUGCGUCUGACUCCGAACAAUUUCACCCAUUAUUGUAACUACAGAUGUGUUGCUGUCUGAGAAAAUAUUGGCACAGAUCAGAGAGCUACAGAUCCACUCCUUAUAAAAAAUCUUCCAUUUACGGCGCAAAAAAAAAUUGUCACGGCUGAGGCCUUAUAUCGCCGUAUUCUUGCACCAUCGUCUCAAAAGAUACUAUAAAAAAGAAUAUUAUCAUAUUUUUUCCCCACUACACUUGUGCUGAAACAUUUUUUUAAAAAUAUACAUAAAGACGCAUGCAACCCGAAAACACAGCUUCAAAUUAUUUCGUUCUGCAGUUUUUAUUGGAGAGGAAUCUUUUUAUCCGGGGAUGAUCAGAGCUUGUAAUCCGAGUUUUAAACGGAAGAAAAUGGAACGAUGCUUUCUUGCUGUUUCGGAAAUUUCUUUUAUUUUGAUAGUUUCCAAUGACGAAGAAAAAAUAAUCAGAUGGGACACCAUGUUGAAAUUAUUGGGAGUGGGGGUGGGGGUCCCGGUACUUAAUAAGUGUCUGCUCAUUUCUACGUUUUGUUAGUUUUAUUUUGAUUGUUUUUGUAUUCUGUGAUAAAUUAAUAUAUAUAUAUAUAUUGCAUAUGUUAUCAAAGAAUAUCAUUAAAGUUGUAUGAUGCUA